Ricinus communis (castor bean) is the source of this 2442-nucleotide messenger RNA. RefSeq names its product pentatricopeptide repeat-containing protein At3g02490, mitochondrial. Gene Ontology annotation, molecular function: protein binding. The record is from RefSeq and is a predicted model, not a curated record. Gene Ontology annotation, biological process: RNA splicing. NCBI's taxonomy places the organism in Eukaryota, Viridiplantae, Streptophyta, Magnoliopsida, Malpighiales, Euphorbiaceae. Bases 199 to 2220 code for a protein of 673 amino acids. The transcript has a single exon.
UUACUUUUGAUGAGGCCAAAACUGCAGCUGCUGCGGUUCGAACCUUGUCUCCUAAACCAAACCCUGCUAAAACCCUAAAAAUGUCCACACCACAGUAUAUCCCUGCACAAGAAAGCUCUUUCAUCCCUAUCUUCUCUCUCAAAUUCUAAAAGAGAAAAGGAAAAGAAAAGAAGAACGAACCCUAAUACCAUAUCAGAAAUGAGACAUUCAUGGCGAUUACUUCUCUUCCGGAACUACCCUCGCUCCUCUCUCAGAACCCAUCAGCAUCAUUUCCAGGUGCACUCUUCCUCUUUAUCUCAUAUCCGAUCUCUCUAUUCACUUCACACAUUUUCACAGCAAUCUCAUUUGUUGGACUUUAAAAACAACAAACGAAUCAAUUUGAACAAAGGCCCAACUGCUUAUAAUUUUUCAUCAGACGCAUUAAUUGAAUCAGAAAACAAAAAGGAACCAGAUCCUCAGUGUUUACUUAUAUCUGAUAUUUUUACCAAAUUUAGUGAUGUUAAUGAUAUUACUAAAGAUUUGGAGUUGAAUAAUGUUGUUGUUGAUCAUGAGUUGGUUUUGAAAGUUUUGAACUUUCUUGAGUGUAACCCUGACGUUGCAAGAAAGUUUUUCGAUUGGGUUUUGGAAAAGGAUUCUGAGAGACUGAGCUCCAAAGCUUAUAAUUUGAUGCUAAAAGUUUUGGGGUUCAAUGGGUUUGUUGAGGAGUUUUGGGAUUUAGUUGAAAUUAUGAAGAAAAAAGGAUAUGGUGUGUCAAGGGGUACUAGAGAUAAAGUAGCUGAGAAAUUUGAGAAAGAUGGGUUGAAGAGUGAUUUGGAGAAACUAAAAGAGGUUUUUGCUUCAGGAUCUGUGGAUCAUUCUCUGGAAAAGAUUGCUUUAAGGAUGAGUAGGAUUGUCAGGAAUCAAGUUUGGGGAGAGGACGUUGAAAAGCAGAUUAAGGAUUUGAAUGCUGUUUUUUCGAGUGAUAUGGUGAAAAUUGUGUUGGAGAAUUUAGCUAUGGAACCAAGGAAAGCUUUGAUUUUUUUUAGGUGGGUUGAGGAGAGUGGGUUGUUUAAGCAUGAUGAAAGAAGUUAUAAUGCAAUGGCUAGGGUUUUGGGAAGGGAAGAUUGUGUUGACAGGUUUUGGAAGGUUGUUGACGAAAUGAGGAGCAGUGGUUAUGAAAUGGAGGUGGAGACAUAUGUUAAGGUUUUAGGACGAUUUGUGAAGAGAAAAAUGAAUAAGGAAGCUGUGGACUUGUAUGAGUUUGCGAUGGGUGGUGCUAAUAAGCCUUCAGUGCAAUGUUGUACCUUUUUGUUAAAGAAGAUAGUGGUUGGUAAAGAAUUGGACAUGAAUUUGUUUUCAAGGGUUGUAAGGAGCUUUAUUGGGAAUGAUAAUAUGUUGACAGAUACUAUGCUCGAUGCAGUUCUUAAAUCUCUAAUGAGUGUUGGAAGAUUGGGAGAGUGCAAUAAGGUUUUGAAUGAAAUGAAGGAAGGUGGAUUUGUAGCUGGUGGCAAUAUGCAAAGGAAGAUUGCGUUCAGGCUUACUAGUGCUGGUAAUAAGGAUGGCACUGAUGAAUUUAUGGAUAAUAUGGAAGCAGCUGGGAGUAAUUUGGAUUACAAGGCCUUGGUCUCUUUAAUCCAGGGGCAUUGUGUAUCUGGGGAUCUCGAAAAAGCAUCUGAUUGUUUCCAAAAGAUGGUUGACAAAGUGGGAGUUUCUAAUACUGGUUAUGCCUUCGAUUAUUUGGUAAAUGCAUAUUGUAACAGGGACAGAGCUCUAGAUGCAAGCAAGCUUCUGCAUGAGUACGUCAGUCAUAAUGAGUUAAAACCUUGGCAUGCUACUUAUAAGACAUUGAUAAGUAAAUUGUUGAUUCAGGAUGGAUUUACAGAUGCCUUGAAAUUACUGGAUUUGAUGAAAGAUCAUGGUAAUCCACCUUUUCUGACUCCAUUUAUUAAGCAUGUAUCAAAGCGUGGAACAGGUGAUGAUGCAAUUGUUUUUAUGAGGGCAAUGACUACUAAGAAGUUCCCUUCUACAUCUGUGGUUCUCCGGCUAUUUGAAGCAUUUUUUAAAGCUGGGAGGCACUCUGAAGCGCAAAUUUUUUUGUCUAAAUGCCCACAUUAUAUCCGCAACCAUGCUGAUGUUUUGAAUCUCUUCUAUUCAAUGAAAGCUGGUAAAGAUACUGCUGCUGCUGCUGCUGCUGCUGCAGCUGUAGCUGAUAAAGAUACUGCUGCUGCAGCUGCUGUCUAGGAUUUGUUGUAACGUCGAAUAUUUAUAUUUUGAGGUUGAUAGCGCGGCAUUUGUUCAAAAGUUUUGGUCCGAGAAGUUUUGACACCUGCUUUGAACUUUUGCCUCUAAAGUACAAUCGACUAUUCUUUUUUUUUUUUUUUUUUCUUUUCUUUACUGGAAAUAAGUUUUUAGAUAGUUCAAGUAAAAAAGUUUUUAUUUAUUCACUGAUGGGAAUUUGUCUUU